This is a messenger RNA of Cephus cinctus (wheat stem sawfly), 4542 nucleotides long. RefSeq names its product kynurenine/alpha-aminoadipate aminotransferase, mitochondrial. The transcript is spliced from 9 exons. Bases 2854 to 4161 code for a protein of 435 amino acids. Gene Ontology annotation, molecular function: pyridoxal phosphate binding; L-kynurenine:2-oxoglutarate transaminase activity. NCBI's taxonomy places the organism in Eukaryota, Metazoa, Arthropoda, Insecta, Hymenoptera, Cephidae. Gene Ontology annotation, biological process: biosynthetic process. The record is from RefSeq and is a predicted model, not a curated record.
UUGGAUAAAUGAAUAAUCGAUUAAGUUAGAAUUAAUGAUCGAUCAAUUAGUACGAAACUCUUCUCUUGUGGUGCCUUUCCGUCGCACUUCUUCCGGUCGUUCAAUUUCUUCGGACUAUCAAGGGGCGUCCAUAUAGACGCGACAGCUCGGAGCGGAGGACGCGACACUUUUGUUUCUCGAUACUCGUCCUCGAGGGGUCUUGGGCGAACUCUAGGGAUUUUUUUUUUCUGUAAGUUUUGCUCAUGUGAAAAAUGUGAAAAGUGAAAUCUUCAACUCCGUGUCCCUCCCCUCCGUUACCUCCUUGUUGUGUCACGUGGGGAGGUACCCACUCCUCGCCCCCCCCCAUAGAUCCCCUUCACUUUCCGCCCUUUAGACUCAUGUAAACAUAAUUCAUGAAAAAGUUUGACUCCUUCACGUUAUUUUCACAUUUGCAAAAGUCACAUAACGGAAUCCCCCUCAAGGUCCAGGUUCGCCAGACUUACUGGCUGCGAGUUUCGACCCUUAUCUCUAUGGCGACAAGCGUAAAAGUCCCUAGGAUGCCCGCAAUCCUAUUUCUCGGCUCGUUCGCUUCCGAUGGCUGAUGCGUGUGGGAGACACGUGGAAAAGACAAAUACGAGUGAAACGAAUGAGAGUGAGAGAGAUAGAGAGAGGCGAGAGAGAAAUCGCGUGUCGUCAGUGAGUCGCGUAGACCUUCGUACUUUUAUAAGUUUUCUACUCUUCGACUUUAGCUAGAGACUCUAGGCCUUUUAGGCGAUAUUAAUGGAAUUAAGAGAAAUUUCAUGCGGCGACAGACAACCGUAUCGCGACGCCAGGUCACGAAGCCCGGCGUAUUUUUCUAACGUGGAACAAACCUGCUCCAUCUUCCAUAUGUACCUUAAUUUUAACCCUCUUCCUUGCUCCCCCCCCUCGAUUCGUCCAAUCCCCUAGGGAAUUCCACCCUCUUGCACUUUUCGUCACUUCCUGUCAUCAGCGUACUUUCUCUCAACAGCCUUUAAAUAACCUUGAUCCAUUUUUAUCCUCGUAUCCACCCCACCGUCACCACCCCUCCCUCCCCCUCGUUCUGCUUGGUGCCAAAGAAGUCCAAAGUGCUCUAGAAAGCGGCACAGAGGGUGGGCCGUAACGGCGCUUGAAACCUCCCUUUCGCGUUAAGGGUGGCUUCCCUGAGGAACGACGAUUGUCAUAAGGAUGUUCACAUUGGGUUGUUUUUACGAAUACCGUUUCUUAGGGAGAGCAAGUGUUGACUACCUUAUUAAGAGAGACGAAACUCGUACUUAUAGAAGUAAUGAUAAGCGAUCGUUAAGGGUUUAAUCGGUUAAGCAUCUGUUUUGUAAAUAUUUCAGGCGAGAUUUAAAAGCGUGUGAUAUGUAUGAGUUGUACGAGUGCGAGAGAGAAAGACGGAAGGGACGACGCGAAAGAUAAAAGAAAAGGGGGAGAGUCCAGUGUAGGAAAAAUUGUUUGCGAAAAUAAGUCAAAAUGGCCUCGAAGAAGUAAACGGGCUUGCAGAACGAGUUCGGCCGAGCAUUCAUGUUGGCGCGAUUAUUAAAAGCCAAAUUGAAUCGAUCGGCUUAUCAGUUUGUACUCGUACUGUGUCUCCCUUAAGAUAAAGGUUCCAUUCGACAUUGAUUGCUCGUUUUUUACUGGCAGUUUUUCCUAGCCCAUCCGCACUUGAACUGCACGUUAUCUCUGUAUAGAGUGCGUUUAAAUAAAAUUGCGCAAAUAAGCCCAAUCUGCUGAAUAUCUAUUGAUAUCGAAAGGAGCAUUUAUCACGCAAUAAAUACAAUAAGUUGUGCAGUGUUAUUUGAGAGGUUAAAAAGAUAAAAAUAUUAUCGAAACAAUAAGUCGACGACACGAUUCACGUGUACUUGGUGCAUUGAGAUACGACAUAUACAGACCAUUCGCAGGAGAGACAUGCCAGUCGGUAUUGGGACUUAUGACGUAAUACACAGACAAGGUGUCAAGGAAUUGGAAUAAAUGUUACGAAAUAAUACACUUGGUGAUUCUUCAAUUGUUUUCGUAAGGUUACAUUGAUUGGAUUCUUUUUUCAAAUUACUUAUCUUUGUGUAAUCAUGUUUGUUCCGAUGGUAGACUGUCUUUUUUAUUUAUCCUGCUUCAUUGUGAGUAACAGAAAGUUUAAUCGUAGUCGAGCAGCAUUUUAAUCCGAUUCAGUUGUUCAAUGAAAAUAGUUGUAAACUUUUUUUACACCUCCCUACGGCUGGUCAGCAGAUAUCGUCGAUCGAUACGACGUAUCGUCACGUGCGUAAGCAUCAGUAUAAAAAAAUUCGUAUGGCCUGACUGCUCUGUGAGUAGAAUAGCGAGUGGAGACGGGAUAACAUCUAGAAAAAAGGCCAUCGAUAUCACUUUUUAUCAGUAUUAUAGCUGAUGUCUAUCGGAUUUCCUUUUCAUUCUUUCCUGUAGGAUUUCUUAUAUCUGGAUUUUCUAUUGGUAUCGUCAGUCGGCCAUUUUGACUGGCCCUUCGGGUCACUGAUCCGCUUUCAGUUGAUGGAAAAUAUUUUGCAAAGUUCAUUCACGAUAACCUCACUGCUUCUCGUUUAUCUAUUGUUUUGAUAUCAUUCUUUAUUAUUUGGGUUAAUGAGUGUUCAUAAUAUUACGUAUACCGAAAUAUGUGUCGGGCCUGACGUUAUUCAUUAGACCCCUUUGCAUGCGACGCAUGCGCAGUACGAACUGUCGUAACGGCUUUCCUGCUCGCGGAACGUCAACACACAGUGCGCUCUUCAUUCCGCUAUGUAUUAGACAACAGAUUACGUCAAUCUGAAUCGGUUUACUAUCUUAGUCGGUGCAUUUCUUGUUUAAUAUAACUGUGAAGUUGAUUCAGUUUCCAUUGUUAAUUAUUAAAUGGAAAAGAUCACACGUAGAUAUAUGGCCAGCUGUAAGAAUAUGGACUACUCCAGGUUCACUACGAAAUCUUCGCAAAGACGAAAGCCCAACUUAAUCAGGGAAAUGACCAAGGCCCGUAUCAACAGACCCGAUUCAGUCUUCUUAGCUGGUGGAUUGCCAAACACGGAAACAUUUCCUUUCGCUAAUAUUACUGUUACGUACAAGGAUGGUCAACGAUAUUCUCUUGCUGGUCAGAACCUUGACACAGCUUUACAAUAUGGAGCUUCUCAAGGGUAUCCUCCGCUUUUGCAGAAGAUGAGAGAGUUUCAGAUAAAAUGGCACAAUCCACCAAGGAAUGAUUGGGACUUGGCCUUGACUACUGGAUCACAGGAUGCAUGUUGCAAGGCAUUUGACCUUCUUCUCGAGGAAGGUGAUCCUGUGAUGGUUCAGAGGCCGACUUACGCUGGAAUCAUUGGAGCGCUGAAUCCUUUGGGAGUCGAAGUCGUCAGGAUUGACGAUGAUGCUGAUGGUAUUAUACCAGAGGGGAUUGAAACGAUACUGGAGAACCGUCGUCGGGACGGCCUAGUGCUUCCCAAGGUGCUCUAUGUCAAUCCCACUGGUGCGAAUCCUACAGGGACUGUACUCUCCGAGGAUCGUAGAAAAAGGAUCUACGAGUUGGCGCAACGUUAUGAUUUCCUUAUACUCGAAGACGAUGCCUAUUUCUUUCUUCACUUCCUGGAGAAGCCACCGACAUCCUUCUUCUCUUUGGAUACCGACGGACGUGUCAUAAGAUUCGACUCGUUCAGUAAGAUAAUAAGCGCAGGACUUCGUGUUGGGGUUAUCACAGCUCCUCAGCUUCUUUUACAGAAGAUUGUACUCCACAUUGAAAAUUCUACUCUUCACACUUCGUCCCUCUCUCAGGUUUUGCUUUACAAGCUCUUCGAGAGCUGGAAGCAAGAACAAUUUGAAGAGCACUUUCAAUACAUUCAACAAUUUUAUAAGAAGAAACGUGACAUAAUGCUGGCUGCUGUAGAGAAACAUUUCACAGGUCUGGCAGAGUGGAACGUGCCAAACGGUGGCAUGUUCGUCUGGAUAAAGAUCUUAGGGGUGGAGGACGUCUUCGAUCUCGUGAUGAAGAAACUUAUCCCUAAUGGCGUUUUUGCUCUACCGGGAAACGCAUUCAAUUUCGAUAUAUCGGUAUCUGAUCAGCAUUUACGACUUUGUUAUAGCUAUGCGACGCCGGAUGAAAUCGACAAGGGUCUGAGCAUCAUUGCCAAGCUCAUUCGAGAAGAAACUAAUAAGAAAGAGAAGAGCGACUGCGUAUGACGAAUAGACCUACUUCUUUAACCCGGAUAAACUGAUAAAUUACAGAUACUGCAGGCAAGAAAACUUUAUCAUGGAAGACAAUUGCGUGCAUUUUGCACCCUCAACCGCUUAACCCGAUCCCUUACAUUUUUUCUCUGUCAGCUGUAAUAUUUGUAAUAAUCGUUCACUAUAUAUCUUUCCCUUGAGACUUUUUGCCUCUUAUCCUCAGUCCCCUUCCCGACAUCUAUUCCUAUACUUUUUACCUUUUACCGCCACUUUCUAUAUUAUAAUAGAAUAAUUAGUUUGUAUACGGCAAUACGCGUAGUGCAACAGUAACCGUCAAGUCAUCGCGUAAAUGGACAGUACACAAGGAAUAUAGCAUAUCGGAGACAAGGAUUAUUU